AUGCAUCACUAUACAACAUCUACCUGCGGGCAGCUGCCAGAGAGUAAUUCGUCGAAAGGCAAACAUAUGUGGUCCAUGGACAUACCCCGCCUUGCAUUUCAAUCAGACCUUGUACUAAGUGCAUUGCUCGGAAUCUCUGCUCUGCAUCAAGCGGCUCUCACACCUUCGGACGUCGAGGUAUCUCGUGCUGCGGAAAUGUACUUCGAUAAAUCUGUGACAAAUCAUAGACAGGCUUUGAGCACCGCCACCCAAGAUUCUGCCGAGUUUUUGCUGGCCACUGCAAUUUUAAUAUGCCAUCACGCAUGGCUGGCCGGACAUACAUCUGUCCCAGGUCGACAAUAUGAGAUACCUUUGCAAACUUACUACAUGGCUCGUGGUAUCCAAGCACUGUUUGAUCAGAUGUGGCCGUGGUUGGCAGGUUCUGCAUACCUAUGGUACGUGGAGCGCAUGCCUAUCGAGGAUUUUGAAACUCCAGCUUCGAACAGUAGCUUUUGGAUAAGGGGUCAGGAGGAUUUGGAUCUCUUAUCGAAGACCUUCGAGCACUCAGAAGUAUCCAAGCGAGACAGAUCCGUGUACAAGGCUACGGCGAGGGAAUUAAGAGCGCUCUAUCAGGCAAUCGACGCCCAACCAUCCCAACCAGGAAUUCAGAGAAGAGUUGCGACGAUGCCCCUUAAACUUCCAAAACGAUUUCUCGACCUUGUCGAAAUGAAGUAUCCCCGAGCUUUGGUAUUGCUGGCAAGAAAUAUUGCGUUGCUAAAUAUGAUUCCUCACGUAUGGUGGUUGCAUGGAGUCAGGUCUUCUCAAUCGGUUACUGACACCGCAAUAUCUGGUAUUGCAGCUAUGCUUCCAAGUGAAUGGAAGUGGUCCAUGGACUGGCCUUUGACAGUCAUCUCUGGGGAAUUCAGCCAAUAG
Messenger RNA from Cadophora gregata, 912 nucleotides. RefSeq lists its product as uncharacterized. The record is from RefSeq and is a predicted model, not a curated record. Gene Ontology annotation, molecular function: DNA-binding transcription factor activity, RNA polymerase II-specific. Gene Ontology annotation, biological process: regulation of transcription by RNA polymerase II. The coding region runs from base 1 to 912 and encodes 303 amino acids. The transcript has a single exon. NCBI's taxonomy places the organism in Eukaryota, Fungi, Ascomycota, Leotiomycetes, Helotiales, Ploettnerulaceae.